ACGAAUCUUCCACAAACGCGGAGAGGUAGAGAGAGAGACAGCGAGAGGAGUUGCAGAGAGCUAUGGAGUCGUUAAUGAAGUGGCUUGUUGAUCCAAAGAAGAACUGGUUUGCACGUCAACACAUGAAAACCAUCUCCACGCGCCUUCGCAAAUACGGGUUGAGAUACGACGAUCUGUAUGAUCCGAAGUAUGAUCUUGACAUCAAGGAAGCACUGAAUCGGCUUCCUCGGGAGAUCGUGGAUGCUAGGCAUCAGAGGCUGAAGCGUGCCAUAGACCUUUCCAUGAAACACGAGUACCUAGCCGAGGAUUUACAGGCCAUGCAAACACCAUUUAGGAGCUACCUUCAAGAGAUGCUGGCUCUCGUAAAGAGGGAGAAUGCAGAGCGUGAAGCUUUGGGAGCGUUGCCCCUCUACCAGCGAACCCUUCCCUGAGCAUCUGCCAUCUACCGCAGCUAUUCACCCAUUUGAGUAUUAUCUUUAAAUGAAUUUUUAAGGAUAAUGGUUUUUGGUUCCUGGAGGAAGUUGAAAGGGAUUGUCUGACUGCUUCAAAAGUUUAUUUUCCUUAUUUAAUUUCCGAUAUUGAAUGGUUUUUGGUAUUUGGUUGUGAACGAAUGGCAGUCUAUUUGUUUUUAAACUAAUAAUAUAUAAUCCAACUAUCAACUUCCAUAUUA
Messenger RNA from Vitis riparia (riverbank grape), 670 nucleotides. Its product is annotated as cytochrome b-c1 complex subunit 7-2, mitochondrial-like. NCBI's taxonomy places the organism in Eukaryota, Viridiplantae, Streptophyta, Magnoliopsida, Vitales, Vitaceae. The transcript has 4 exons. Gene Ontology annotation, biological process: mitochondrial electron transport, ubiquinol to cytochrome c. The coding region runs from base 63 to 431 and encodes 122 amino acids. The record is from RefSeq and is a predicted model, not a curated record.